CCGCGUGCUCACUGGGCCUAAGCUAGACUGCAUCAAUUAGCGAAUGCGCUGUUCACAGCUCAACGCUGGCCAGUGUCAAAGGUGCUACAGGUGAAAAAUCCAGCGAUCAGCCAGUACAGAGUAAAGGUGUUUUCGAUCUCUAGCACCCGUCCAACUUAGAAGAAAGGGGGCCUCAAAUUCGACCAUCACCUGAACAUCAUGGAGGGCGAGGACCAAGCUAUGACGGACGCGCCUAAUGGCCUCGAUGAGUCCCACGCUGUUCCCGUCCCUGAACAAGAAGCCGCCGAUACGUCAGUUAGCAAUGGCAUGAAUGUCGAUACGAAUGAGAGCGAUAGUUCUGAAGGGUCUAUUGAUACUGAAGAUCUAAUCAGAUCUAUGCGGCGACGGGGAUUAUUACCUACCGGCUGCUGUUACGAUGACAGGAUGAAGCUUCACGCGAACGCAGACUUUGGUCCCUCGCCCCACCACCCGGAAGACCCUAGACGGAUUGAAGAAAUCAUGAAGAUUUUCAAGAAAGGCGGUCUCGUUUUUACGGGCCCUGACUCUAAGCUUCUUGAUAUCCUUAAAGACAACCCCACGAAGUACAUGUGGAGGAUCCCAGCUCGCCCGGCAACGAAACAGGAGAUCUGCACGGUACAUACCCCAAGACAUUAUGAUUGGGUCCAGAAUCUGUCGGAGAUGUCCACUAGAGACCUACGGGUCCUUAGCCACAGUCUGGACCAAGGUAGAGCCUCUCUUUAUGUAGGUGGUAUGUCAUACGAGGCUGCAUUGCUUGCAGCGGGAGGUGCCGUCGAAACAUGCAAAAAUGUCGCCGCCGGCAAGGUCAAGAAUGCUUUUGCCAUUAUCCGGCCACCUGGACAUCACGCAGAAUUCGAUACGCCUAUGGGAUUCUGUUUAUUCAACAACGUCCCUAUCGGUGCCAAGGUCUGCCAGAACGAAUACCCGGAUACUUGUCGCAAGAUUCUCAUCCUAGAUUGGGAUGUUCAUCAUGGGAACGGCGUGCAGAACAUGUUUUACGAGGAUCCAAAUAUCCUCUACAUAUCUCUUCACGUGUAUGCCAACGGCGAUUUCUACCCAGGAAAACCAGACAACCCUAUGAUUCCAGAUGGGGACAUAGACAAAGUUGGCGAAGGUCCCGGCCGGGGAAAGAACGUAAAUAUUGCCUGGCCAUCUCAGGGUAUGGGAGAUGGCGAGUAUCUGGCGGCUUUUCAGAAGAUUGUCAUGCCAAUUGCUCACGAGUUUAACCCAGACAUGGUUAUCAUCUCUGCUGGUUUCGAUGCGGCUGAUGGUGAUGAGUUAGGCGGAUGUUUCGUCACGCCCCCUUGCUACGCUCAUAUGACACACAUGUUAAUGUCCUUGGCCGGCGGAAAGGUAGCCGUCUGCCUUGAGGGAGGCUAUAACUUGAAAGCGAUUUCUCACUCGGCUCUAGCCGUUGCCCGCACACUGAUGGGAGAGCCGCCGCCUAAAAUGGACAUACCUCCUAUUAAUAGGGAGGCUGCGAAGCUACUGGUUAAGGUCCAGGCAGCUCAAGCCCCUUACUGGGAAUGUAUGAGGCCGGGCAUAAUUGACGUCAGGGAAUUAGGUGACAAGGCGUCUCGUCUGCAUGAUGUCAUCCGCGGAUACCAACGACAAGUACUAUCCGAGAAGUAUUCUAUGAUUCCCCUCUUCAUCCAACGAGAGGUCCUCUAUAAAUCAUUUGAGAAUCAAGUUCUCGUCACACCGGGGCUAGAAGCAAAGACAAGAGUUAUUUUCAUUAUUCAUGAUCCUCCCGAACUAAAGGUGAUGCCUGAUCUUGUGGACAAUACAGUUGAUCCUCACAACGGUUUCAUAAUGGAUGGCGUCCUAUCCUACAUUGACUGGGCACAUAAGAACCACUUCGGUAUCGUUGAUGUUAAUAUCCCGCAUUAUAUAACUCACACCGAGGACUUGGAUGCGUAUACCCCUCGUGCAGAUGAAAAGACGUUGCAACGGCAGAUCCAGGAGCUAGUAUGCUAUAUCUGGGACAACUACCUCCAGCUCUACGAUUGGGAUCAACUGUUCUUAGUAGGCGUGGGCAAUGCAUACUUGGGGGUCAAGGUCCUCUUGACGAAUCGAGAUUGCAAGGAUCGAAUCACAGGCGUCAUCAACUUCGUAACAGGAAACCUGCGGCCAGUCAAGUCUGAGACGGAUACGGAGUUAUCGAGUUGGUAUAAGCAAAACUCCCUCGUAUACGUGACUAACGACCAUGCUUGCUGGGGGGACGCUGAUCUAGCGAAGAAAGUACUGAAGAAGCGGUUUGGAGGCGUGCAAAGGAGCCCUCAAGUCGGGCUAAACCGUAUGAUGGAAGCACACGCAACGGAGGUGUAUCAAUUCAUUCGUGAUAAAGUUGAGCAAGCUCAAAGCGGCAAUACCACAGAGGAAGAGAAAUGAGCUUGAAGAAGAUGUCAGUUUCUAAGGAUAUUAGAGCAAACGGUUGUAUAUACCAGAAGUGUAAGCCUAAGGUUGGUAUAGGGGCAUAUAUCUGCCUCGAAGAGGGAGUGUAUGCGCUUCGAUGCCUCGACGGCUUGGCUUUUCGACGCAUCAAUGUAUCGCUGUGUCGAAGAAUCGGGCAACGAUGCCGGAGGUCUCUCUUCUGAAGCCCCAUCUCAUAUUUGACGCUUGACCGUAACGAGUUUGAGUCUUAAUCUUCAUGAAAUCGUCUUCCUAUCUCAUGCGUAAACUAUAUAAUCUCACUCUGGGUGAUGAACUAGUUUCUUCUUCUCUUUUCUUUUUACAAGAAAUGUAAACAAACUUUCCUUCAUCACAUUCAUUCGCAAAUCUUUCGCAUUUCUUGCAUUUCUUCCACCACACACUUCCUUCAUUCACUCAUUCACAACCACGUCUUUACUUACCUACACACAUCCC
Messenger RNA from Annulohypoxylon truncatum, 2883 nucleotides. RefSeq names its product putative histone deacetylase A. The transcript is spliced from 4 exons. Lineage: Eukaryota; Fungi; Ascomycota; Sordariomycetes; Xylariales; Hypoxylaceae. Bases 199 to 2409 code for a protein of 736 amino acids. Gene Ontology annotation, cellular component: histone deacetylase complex. The record is from RefSeq and is a predicted model, not a curated record. Gene Ontology annotation, biological process: chromatin organization. Gene Ontology annotation, molecular function: histone deacetylase activity.